ACCCAUACCCCUGACUUAUGGCAGCGAUGCCAACCUGAAACACUUCAUAUCGUACGACCGCCACGGCCAUGCAGUCCUGGGCAGCACCGGAAAAUCAAUGGCGGAAGUAGAAAAUCAGUUGGUUGACGAGAUGGCGACAAGCUCAUCUACCGCCAGCGAACACUCCAGCGACGGACUGCGUAUGCGUGGUCCCAAGAGGGCCAUUCUCGGAGGCGCUAGGACAUCUUCUCGUCAGGCGGCUGUACCGCCUCCAAGUUCACAGCGUGUGAAUACAAUGUCAGAUUCCGAUUCGGACUUCAUGUCUCUGCGGAAGGCACCCGGGAGUGGGGUGAUUGCCUUUCCGGACGACUCGAAGAAGUCGGCUCUGGGAUACCUAUGCGAGAACGUGGUAGGCCCUACCUUAGAGGUGGCAUGGGAUGUGAAUGGGUACUGGAUGCGACGGGUGGUGUCUGCGCUUGUGCCAGCGCAAGUUAAAGUGCAGCUGCUGAGACAGCACAUGAACGCAGCAACCUCGUACGCGGAAUGGUACAAGCGUGCCAUGGACCUAGAUAUACUCGAGGGCAAGCAGGCCUGGAAAAUGGAGUUUGAGAGUGAUCUGUAUGAUAACCAGUUGAUUGAGAAGCGCCUGGAAGACCUCCGUAUCGCCCGAGCCAAGCGUGCGUAUGAUGUGCGUGAGAUGAUGUACCUACUGCGGUCCGGGUUGUUCCGCAAUCUGGGCAACAUGCUGAACCCCAAACUGUUCUCGCACUGCAAUGUGGGCACCAAACGGCUUAUUGAGAAGUACAACGACGAGGUCGUGCUGCAGCUGACGCAGCUACAAGACAUGGACAUUGAAGGGGCCCCGUUAGAGGCGCGCAUGGACUUCAUCCGUGAGACACGACAAGCCUUCGGGAGAACGGCGCUGUGCAUGAGUGGCGGUGCGACAAUGGGCUGCUACCACACGGGUGUGGUUUUGGCCCUCUUAAAGCACAAGCUGCUGCCACGUGUUAUUACCGGCUCGUCGGCUGGGGCGAUCAUUGCGGCGGUUAUAUGCAGCACCCCGGAUAAGCUGUUGUAUAAAAAGAUUAGUAGCCCGAUUCGCAUGGACGCCUUCGCGGAGGAUGAGGGGUGCGUA
Sphaeroforma arctica JP610 is the source of this 1114-nucleotide messenger RNA. RefSeq lists its product as hypothetical. Gene Ontology annotation, molecular function: triacylglycerol lipase activity. The annotation marks the transcript as partial. The transcript has 5 exons. The record is from RefSeq and is a predicted model, not a curated record. Gene Ontology annotation, biological process: lipid metabolic process. Lineage: Eukaryota; Ichthyosporea; Ichthyophonida.